UCGGUGUGACGCCAGGAUCGAGGGAUGAGAAAGGAUGAAAUUCGGUGAUUGCCAUUUAAUAGAUCAGAACUACUGGGAUGAUGGACCUCGGCCGAUUUCCGGGUCACGUGACGGACGCUCACUAAGCGAACUGGAAGUCACUCCUCGCCUGAACCGACCGUAAUUAAAACAAUACACACGCACUAAAAUACAGGCAGGCCUCGGUUCGGAUACGGCGGCUCUCAUGACCGCAGUGGUACUGCCUCCCUGCGCUCGACAGCCGUGCAGGUGCCGAGACCGAAGCGGCACACCGGGCCUAACGGUGUACACGGGAGCCGCUGGGAUAUUUUUUAACGUGAAUCGUUGUUCAGGGGUUUGUUUAAAAAAAAAAAAAAGUGUGAGUGGGUCCGUGUGCCGUUCGCUUAGGUUGUCGCCGGUGUGCUCGUGAUGUAGGCCGGUAAUCCUGCUGGAGGUGGGUGAUCGAUUAUUGUUUGGUACUCGCUUUGUUUUAAGGACUAGUAUGAGCAGAAUAGAGACGCACAGCCACCUGCAUCGCUAGGCGUCUUUAAUGAUGGUCAGGAUGGUCAGGAUCGUAGCAGUUACACAGAAAUGUAGGCUGCCAUCCACACUCCAUUACACCCUGUGCUGACAGAGAUGUGUCGAUUUAAGGUGGCUGCAGGCACCUGUAAUCCUGCUGCAGGUGAAUGGACGCUCAUUGUUGUACAUUAGCUUCAUUUGACUAUAAGUCAAAUCCUCGCUGUGAUACACUGUCAUCAUCAUUGUUACACGUCCUGACUGAUGCAGAUGCUACACACGUCAAUUGUCCAUUGACAUUAACAAGCACCGUGUUUUAAAGCGGCGCCCUCUCACGAGGCGCUCCCCAUCUCCCUUUUUAAAGCUAUAUAUGAUCCAGUGCAGCCGAUGAGAGGUUUAGUCUAAGCAGUAUGUUAUUGUCAUAGUGCACGUGCGACAACUAAGAUGCAGUCAGUGUUCUGCUGUCCCACAUCACCAGCCCUCCAUCGGGGUGCCCUUGAGCAAGACAGGCUAAAGGGCAGUUCCCAUUGUGAAUGUGUAGUAGUUUGUUGAUGGAUGGGAGCAGGGAGUCCAGGCCUCAUUAUAAGAAGAAACACAGUUAAUACACUGUUUUUAGUGGAAGCUAUCAGAACACUGGAGCCUGGAAUUACUCUUUUAACAAAAGUUUACAUUUCCUAUUUUUGGUUAGGGUUCGAUAUUAGUAUACAGAUACAAAACAAUGCUUUAGAUUGCCCAGUAUGUACAUGGGUGUCUAUAAAAGUAUUUUUAAAAUAGGAAAAAAGCUAAAUUUCUCAAAUGUGUCGUUUUGUUUUGCUGUUGUCACAAUAAUAGCAAUGCAACAACUUUGACUAAAUCAAAUUCAACACAAUACUGAAAAAACAAAUCUAUUUUCUGACUCAUGAAACAUGCUGGCAGCUAGUUCACGUUAGCCAAAGUCAGGUAAUAGCUCAAUCAUUUUUGUUUCCACAAUCCAAAGGGUUUAUAUUAAAUCUCUGCAGAUUUUAUUUUGAACAUUUACUGCCAGUGUUUUCAAUUCGAAUAUGACUGCGUUUACAAAUCUCUUUGCAUUUGUACCGAUUGUUGUGCUUGUUUUUUUUUUUAUUGUUGGUGUCUUUAUUUUUGACCAUCCAUCAAGUCAAAAUAACAUUUUAAGAGAAAAAGGCUUCACUAUAUUUUGUAAUGUAUAUUUCUUGACUCUUCUUUUCCAGAACUGAGCGGUUGGAAUCCACAUUUUCACACCUGUGGUGAAAAGCAAAGCGAGAGUGUCAAAAUCAACAGAAGCAGGCUUCUGUAAUUCAUGUGCCCGUUAGCGUCCGCUUGGCAAGAUGAGUACAGACAGACCCAAACGGAAUAUCAUCAAAAAGAAAUAUGACAUCAGUGACGGGAUGCCUUGGUGUGAAGAACGUCUGGUCCGCAAAGUUCUUUUCCUCUCCCUCAGGGAAUUCAGAGACACGCACCGCGCCACGCACAAACACAUACACACGCGCGCGUCUAAAAACGCACGCUUACAGCGAAAGACGCAGGCACUACCGAAAACUACACGCGCGAGUGCAUACGCACCACAGCAGAGGGCCGCACACAGGCUACCGAACACGCAGGUGCAGAAAACUACACAAAAUAUGCACAUUUCAAAACACACACAAAGCAAAGGGCAAAAAAAUAACUUGUCUCAGGACUCGCACACGCCAAAAAAUAAAUGCACUCACACACUACGGAACGUGCAAACGCAAUCAAAAACGUGCGCAGGGAAAAUAACUCACACUGUGCAGCACGCACACCUACGAGAAAGUACACACUCGUUCCAGAAGAAUUCAGCAUCGACCAGGACGCUGCGCUCGCAUAAAACACAAAACGCACGGACGCUGCCGAGCUCCAGAUACACAGAAACUGCAAAACACGUGCACGCUCCUCAGCACAAGCACUCAGUGAAAAACACCUGCGCACCCGGGAACACACGGGCGCUGCUGAGCCCUCCUGUCACGGCCAGGACGCUGCGGUCGCAUGCUCCCACAAGCCUCAGAGACUCCCUGGUUAAUGGCAUCAGCCGGUGUCAGUCCGUCCUGUCUGCCAGCUGGAGCUGGUCCUUACAGACACGCCCUAACCAGCGGCGCACUGCUGGCAUCCUCCGCCACAAGGACGACCCUGCCAGCAAGAGGUCAGCUGCUCCAGUGUGGGUUUCUGCAUGCCUGUUUGCAUGUCCAUGCCUGUUUACCUAUAAACAGUUAUAGAAAAGGUGUACUGUGCUGCCCCCCCAUAGUACUCACCCUCAAAGGGCCAGUGUGUAGCACUUCAGGGGGGGUCUAUCCGCUGACAUUGAAUAUAAUAUAUAUAACUAUGUUUUCAUUAUUGUAUAAUAACCUGACACUAAGAAUCGUUGUUAUGUUUGUUAGCUUAGAAUGAGCCCUUCAUAUACAUAGAGAGCGGGUCCCCUUCAUGGAGUCCGCCAUGUUGCACCGCCACGUUUCUACAACUUACCUCAGUCUUGGAAAGGGAAGAGAGGGCAGAGGGUUAUUCAGUCGGUUGCAAUCUGGAACCACCCCGCUGGAUGCCAUCAAAUCCUACGCACUGUCCCUUUUAAAAUCUGAUCUGUAUUAAAUAACGCCAUUACAGAGAGCAUCUGUAGCUCCUGUUACUGUUUCAUCUGCAUGUACCGCCUGCGCUGUGGUGACACUAAGCCGGGUUGAAAAUCAGCAAAGUUUCCCUUUCAUCUCUCCAUCCUCCUCCUGAUCUACCAACUGUUGAGGGAGGGAUGUGCGUGGAGCCACCAGUCAUAUGUAGUGCUGUAUCGUACUAAGCUCUAAGCCCGCUCACUUUCUAGUGGUCCAAUCAAAUGGAAAAGAUUUGAUUUAGAUCCCUCUUUUAAAUGUACACCCCUCAAAUAAAAGUUGCAAAAAUAGUUACUCGGCAUAGUUACUGAAGUAUACAGAGAGGUCUUGCUGUUAUUUAGCCUCGCGUCAUUGAUAUAAAUGGGGUGGACAAAAUAAUAGAUACACCUGCAUGUGUAACUUCUCUUUGUUUAAUUCUCUUCUUACAAAUAUGCAUUAGAACCUUCAUGAAGGAUUUAUUGCAGGACUGUAUUAGUUUCAGAUAUGUGUACCUGAUAACUGGCCCCUGACCAUGUGAACAUGUAUGUGUGCGCAGACCACGGCUGCAAGCACAGAGGAAGUUCGCCCAGUCCCCUCCCAGCUCUCCGGGACCAGCAGGUUCGACGACACCGCCACGAAGCAACCAC
Molecule: messenger RNA, 3745 nt
Organism: Anarrhichthys ocellatus (wolf-eel)
Lineage: Eukaryota; Metazoa; Chordata; Actinopteri; Perciformes; Anarhichadidae
Exons: 3
Coding region: 1839-2741 (300 amino acids)
Source: RefSeq, a predicted model, not a curated record